AAUUAAAUCUGUCUAUAUAUGAAAUUUAACCUCAAAGACAAAAACCCUACUCGUACCAAAAUCUAGGGUUUACGCUUGACCGGAUCUAGACACAUAAGCUGUUCAGGAGUCCUUUUAGGUUCAAUUUCGAGUAGAUAUGGAAGUGCUUCCCGUUAGGUUGAUGGAGGCACAGAGACAACAGACAUGGGCUUGUUCUGUCACUGAGACGCUUCUCAUCCUCGUCGGAAGAAAUCUCGCUUGUCUGCUCCUUGCGGUGGAAAGUUUACUGUUAGGGUUGAUUGCUGAAGAUCAGAGGCUUUCUGUGAAGGAGGGUUACAAAAAAGGACGCCGUGAUGAGGAAAACAAAGAUGCCAGCGACUCUGAUGAUGACGAUGAUGAUGACGACGCUGAUGAGGACGAUGAUGAUGAUGAUGCUAAUGAUGAAGAUUUCUCGGGCGAUGAAGGGGAAGAAGCUGAUCCAGAGGAUGAUCCAGUGACAAAUGGUGCAGGAGGAAGCGAUGAUGAUGAUGAUGAUGAUGAUGAUGAUGACGAUGGUGAUAAUGAUGAUGAUGGAGAUGAGGACGACGAGGACGAAGAUGAUGAUGAGGAAGAGGACGAAGAUGUUCGCCAGCCUCCUGCUAAGAAGAGAAAAUGAAACAUGAGAUAAGAGAGGCGUGUUAUGUGUGCUUAAGACUUGAAGAGGAUCCUUUAUGUUGGUCUAAGUAGUGUAGGGAAACUCAUCCUCUUAUUCAAUUUCAUCUUGUUGUGUUACUAUUUGUUGUCAAGUGUGACUUUUCGGCCUGGAUUUUAGUUAUCUUCCCUGUUUAGAAUGUUGGUCUCUUCUUUAUUCUUCUUUUAGCAUCUGCCUAUGAAUAUGAUAGAGGGAAGAUCUUUCGCAA
Molecule: messenger RNA, 878 nt
Organism: Eutrema salsugineum
Lineage: Eukaryota; Viridiplantae; Streptophyta; Magnoliopsida; Brassicales; Brassicaceae
Product: phosphopantothenoylcysteine decarboxylase subunit VHS3
Exons: 4
Coding region: 137-634 (165 amino acids)
Source: RefSeq, a predicted model, not a curated record